Messenger RNA from Pelagomonas calceolata, 1017 nucleotides. The record is from the annotation of a GenBank genome assembly. Lineage: Eukaryota; Pelagophyceae; Pelagomonadales; Pelagomonadaceae.
GAGGCUGCCCCUCCCGCGCCGCGAGCAGCCGGACGCAGAGAGAAAGUCCGGAGUUUCUUGUUCAUUCUCGGCCAGCGCGAGGCACGCGCUCGUCGACGUGUUGUCCAGCCCACCUUAGUAGCUACUCACAAAAGGGGCUCACUCCUGUCCCCGGCGUAGCCGCAACAUCAGUGCCGAGAACCACGAUGUGGCUGAGCCGCUGCGCAGGCGCGUCGCUCGCCGCCGACAAAGGCGAGGGCAACGUCUUGGUGGUGUGGGACUUCGACUGGUCCCUCGUGAACGAGAACUCGGACACGUUCGUGCUGCGCGAGCUCGCGCCUGCUUUAACGGACGAGAUGAAGCAAUUGCAGGCGGAGCGGCCGGCCAUCUUCGGCAAGGGCAAGUGGACGGCGCUCAUGGACCAUUUACUCACAAAGCUCGGCGAGGAGCACAUGGUUUCCCGGAGGCAGAUCGAGCACUGCCUCGAGGGCAUCCCGGUGUUUGUCGAGGUCGUCCAGGUCGUCCGGGAGCUUGCAGGGAGGGGCUGCGAGCAGCGCAUCCUGUCGGACGCGAACUCCGUUUUUAUUGAUGAGGUCCUGCGGGCCGCGUGUUUACAGCGCCACUUCUCGGCCGUGGCCACGAAUCUUGGGGAGUGGGAGCCCUACGCGCGCGAGGACCACGACGACCACGAGACGCACAACGACGACAUCCUGCGGGUCGCGCCGUACCAGCCGCGCGACCGGCCGCACGGCUGCCCGCGGUGCCCCGAGAACCUCUGCAAGGGCGCCGUGCUCGACCAGUGGCGCGCCGAGCUGCGGCCGCGCAGGGUCGUCUACGUCGGCGACGGGUCCGGGGACUUCUGCCCCUGCCUGCGGCUGCGCGCCUCUGAUACGGUCUGCGCGCGGAGCGGCUUCCCGCUCGCGAAGAAGCUCGAGGCCAUGAAGGACGACGCGAAGGUCCUCGACGCGCGCGUGGCCUACUGGGAGGACGGCGCGGAACUCGCGCGGGCGCUGCGCGCGGCGGCUAACUAGCACAGUC